AUGGGAUCCGAAAACCGCGAGAUAAGCCGCUACGAGAUAACAGCGGUCUACACACAUCCAGAAGCCAAGGCCGACAUUGUCUUUGUUCACGGACUCAACGCAGAGCCAGACAUUACAUGGACCGCCAAAGACGGGACCUUCUGGCCGCUGGAUCUCCUACCGGCUGCACUCAAGGGCACACACGCAAACAUCCUGAUCUACGGAUACAAUGCAGAUGUGUACUCCAAAGGGAACAACCGAACAACCAGCAAUCACUUCAUAAAUCAGCACGCAGAGGAUCUCAUCACGAACCUCAUGCUUCACCGAAGAAGUCAAGGGACAUCCAAGAAUCCUAUCAUAUGGGCAUGUCACUCGCUAGGAGGUAUUCUCGUCAAAAGAGCUCUACUCUACUCCCAUGACGUGCGUGAAACUCGCCUGGAAGACCUCGGGUCAAUCUACAUCUCAACCUUUGGACUAAUCUUUUUGGCCACCCCACAUGUAGGAUCGGACGCAGCAGCCUGGGGCGUAAUUGUUCAGGCUAUGGCAGCCGCCUUGAUUCCAAGGAGGUUCUUCGACUCAGAGCCGGUGCUCCUGAAAACGCUCAGGAAAGACAACGAAACUCUCGUCAACAUCAACAGCCACUUCUUGGACAUAUAUCAGCGUUUUGAAGUCCACAUGGUUCGCGAGAAUCAAAAAACGGAUGUGAAGGGCAAAAAAUUCUUCGUCGUAGAUGCACAUUCAGCCGGACCUCCGUUGCCUGGUGUCACCUACUACGGCAUAGAAGCCAACCACGUCGACAUGUGCAAAUUCGAAAGUAUAAACUCUCCAGGAUUCCGCAACAUCGCCAUCACGUUGCAACAAUGGAUCGAGAGGGCUCCUUUUCUGAUUCAAGAACGGUGGCUCGCUGCAGAGGAUGAGGGUCGAAAUCGGGCUCUAGCAAAAGUGAACGAGAUUAUGUCGCCAUUUGCAGCCCAUCAGAUGUACGCACAGAGGGCUAUCUUGUCGGCAUACGAUUACAAUGGAAACAGUAGUAACGCUGUUCCGAGAAUCCACAGUGCAAGAUACCCUGAAGUAUCUCUAAAUCCAGGUUUUAGCUAUUGGAUGGCAAAUUCUCCCAUCAAUACCAACUCAAACAGUGGCAUUGAGCCAUCGCCUGGAUAUCCGCAAUAUCUGCAGUCUCAUAGACGUGCUCUGAUUACUGAUGGGUCGAUCUCCUCGUCAUUGCCUAGUAGUUUUGCUAGCAACACUCUCCCGCCUCCAUUCGCUACUGUCGGAGGCUAUGCAUCACAGCCGAUAUCUCCCCGGUCAGAAAUGUCAGUCCCAUACACUUCUGCCUUCAUUCCUUUUGGCAAUCAAGAUUGGUGUCCAAGACAAACAGGAACAUGGAACUUCUACGAUACUAGUUAUGGGGAUACCUAUGCUCCAAGACAACACAUGUCCCCUGAGGCUGUGCAUGUCUCCGAAAUCGAGUCCUUGCCUCCCGAGAGUCAGGAUACCAAACAGAUGGAAAAUCACCCUCCUGACUACUGUCAGCCUCGGGUGCCGGAAUGA
Fusarium graminearum PH-1 is the source of this 1530-nucleotide messenger RNA. RefSeq lists its product as uncharacterized. The coding region runs from base 1 to 1530 and encodes 509 amino acids. The record is from RefSeq and is a predicted model, not a curated record. Lineage: Eukaryota; Fungi; Ascomycota; Sordariomycetes; Hypocreales; Nectriaceae. The transcript has 3 exons.